AACGUAAUAGCAGGAUCUCUGCCAAUCAAUUAAGAAGAAAAGAAUUGACCCAGUUUUAAAGGAAACCGGACCCAAAACCAAUACCAGGCGCACAAACAACUCACACAGUGCCCACCCUGAGUCAUCGUUAUCGAGCUCAACACAAGUGACGAGCCCCGACUCCCAAGACAGGCAGCACAAGGCCAAAGGAAACACGACCACGAUUACAAACACUGGCACAAGAGAAGGAAGACUGCGGCGUGCCGUCGUUGCCAAGCCACGAGACACCCCACUCUAGACAGCUCCAAUUCUUCACCAGCGAGACUUCCAAAACCUUAAUCCACUGCCCCGCCUCCGCCAAAUGCCUCAUCUUCGAAGCAGACCAACCCACGAAGCAGGGGGUUCGCCCCACGUCAUCGUUGUCGAGCCACAUCCCCUGACGUAGCAGCUUCGACUUCAUGAUGCAAGCCCCCACCUCCACACGCAAAAUGUCACCGAAAGACGAAAUCAACCACCACAGGCUACGACGUGGUCGAUACAAACUUCAGUAGCGACGCCUUCAGGAAGGGAGUGACGUCGGGGACGCCAUCGUCGCCGGUUCGAGAUGGACCGGGCUUUCGCCCACGUAAGACAGUGCUGGGGAGCUGAGCUGACGCCCUCAACAGGAGAAGCGGCGCCCAGGGGCGGCGCCGUCACCAAAGCUUUCGCCCAAGAAAACCCCAGCAAAAUGACCGGCCAGGAACCCAGGACAAAGCAACCACCUCCACCGCCACCGCCGCCCAGACAACCCACACAGACCCAUCCAAAGGGACAUCGACGCGCCGACUGCCACAACAACCGCAAAGCUACAUCGACCACCACCUCUAGCUAGGCCCAUGGACCUGGUCGAGCGGCGGCAGCACCUCGUGCCGCACCUCCCAUCGGCCAUCCCUGGCAGCAGCCGCUGCGACGCGCGAGAUCCGCUGGCACGCGCACCACCGCAGACGCCAGUAGGGCACGACAGGUUGCUGCCCACCUGCCGUCGCCACACACCACCACUGAGGAGCCAUAUCCGGCGACCGCAGCACCAGACAAGGCCACGCCGCCCGCACGAGCAGGCCACAGGUCGCUGCUCCAACCUCUGCUCCUCACCGACCCUCACUUCUGCAACCACCGGAAGCACUCAACACAGUAGCCACUCGCCCACAACCGGGAAGCCCGCCACCGCCGCGGGACCAAAAUGUAGCCCCAGCAGGCAGCAACAGCGCUGCGACCGCACCGCCAGAUCUCCACCGCAGUCACCAGCCAGUGGACAUCCUCGCCGCAACCAGCGCACCGGCCCAGCCGAGUCGCCCAUGCCGCGGUGCGCGACCCCCGCACAGAUCUGCCCACCGACGCACGUGUCGACGGCCUUCGCCUCGAAGAAGCACAGCUCGGCGUCGCCCUAGUCCCACCAACAGCGCACGGUGGCGACGACCGGAGCAGAUCCUCGAGCGAGGCACGGAGGCAGGCCACGACGUCCUAACAGCGGCGCCCCGCCAUGCAUGGCCGCCUGGGCCUCAGCCGCCAUCCGAUGAGCACUGCGGCGCGUGCCACGGCGUGCCCCAGCACGGCUACGGCCACCCAUAGGUACCGUGCCGCCGCAUGCUUGUGCCGUGCCAUCUCUCACCAGAUCCGCGCGAAACACCCC
Messenger RNA from Zea mays, 1648 nucleotides. RefSeq lists its product as uncharacterized. The transcript has a single exon. Bases 855 to 1406 code for a protein of 183 amino acids. The record is from RefSeq and is marked validated. NCBI's taxonomy places the organism in Eukaryota, Viridiplantae, Streptophyta, Magnoliopsida, Poales, Poaceae.